GCCUUUUCUGAUGCUGAUGAUCUUGUAGAAUGUUGUUCAUCUUGCUCACCUGUUGGCUCUGUACUUUGCCGAAGAAGAGCAUAUGCUUAUACUCGCCCAGUCUCACACAUUUUUCACAACUUCAAGUUUCUUAAAGUGUUGGAUAUGGAGUCCAUUGUUAUUUAUUCUUUCCCAGCAGAGCUAGUUUACUUGAGGUAUUUUGCUGCACAAAUUGCUCAGGAGUCAAUUACAUCAUCCAUGACCAAUCUUUGGAAUCUUCAAACUUUGAUAAUCAAACCAAAGGAAGGAAAAUUGACACUACCCAUUACAGUUUGGAAGAUGGUUAAGUUGAGGCAUAUACAUAUUGACAACGCUUAUUUCAGUUUAAAUGAUGGGAAAGAAUUACUUGAGAAUUUAGAAACUCUUUCUUCUCCAAGUUUUUCUUGUCCGAAGGGCGUGGAGUUGCUAUUGAGAAAAACACCAAAUCUCCGGGAACUAGCAUGCUCAUUUGUAGAUUUUAAGGACGACCUUUUCCCUAAAUUGGAUUUUCCAGCACAACUUGAGACACUUGAGAUUCAUUUGGCAACAGGUUCAAUGAUAGAUGGUCCAUGCAACUUCCCUUCAAGUCUCAGAAAUUUGACGAUGUCCAGGUUUUCCCUGGGCAGUUGUCACGAAUCAAACAUUGCAAACCUUCCCCAACUUCAGGUACUGAGGCUGGUAGAUAUUGUCUUUGACAAUAAAGAAUGGAAAGUGAGGGAUGACGAGUUUCCUGAGCUCAUAGACUUGAAAGUAGAAGAUUGUGUCUUUUUUGAAGAAUGGAAUGUCUCAGACGAUGCACUUCCGAGACUACACCAUUUGGUUUUGCGUAAAUGCCAAUAUCUUAAGGUGAUCCCUGAUUGUUUCCAAGAGAUCUCUUCUCUAAAGUCCAUUGAGAUAAAGUGGUGCAAUAAAUCAGUUGAAAAGUCGGGUAUAGAUAUCUUGAGAACAAAAGUUGAAGAUUAUCAGAUUUCUGAUUUUAGGGUCUUCAUCAACUAGCACAAUUGGGUUCCCUUAUCAGGUUGUACUGAUCUGCUGUACAACAACAACAACAACAACCCAAUAUAUUCUCAUAAGUGGGGUCUGUGGAGGAUGAAAUAUACGCAGUCUUAGCCCUACCUUGGACGGGCAGAGAAGCUGUUUCCAAUAUACUGAUAUGUUGUGCAAUAAAAACAAUUCUCUCCAUUUCUCCAUUACUUCUUCCAGAGCUCGAUAAUGUAAAAAUUGCAUGGGGUGCCCUAUUUGGUCGCCCCCAUUUAACCUAUACCCACUUUUUAAAAAAGUUUUAACUUGUACCCACUUUUUAAACAACUUCAGGCCUCUUUCACCUCCUCCUUCGUUUUCUGAAUGCUGAAACUUGAGAUAUUGUUAUGCGUUUUAGCCUGAUGAUUCAUAUAUAUCUGCUUGUCCCAUUAUGUUCAGUUUGGUCUUAUUCACAAUAAUUUAACUUCUUAGAUAUUUUAGCUUUACACGCACAUUGGUUUUUGGUUCUAAUUUAUCUGUAGUAACUUGUUUUCA
Messenger RNA from Nicotiana tabacum (common tobacco), 1533 nucleotides. The record is from RefSeq and is a predicted model, not a curated record. Lineage: Eukaryota; Viridiplantae; Streptophyta; Magnoliopsida; Solanales; Solanaceae.